CCCCGUCCUCGUCGUCUUUCUUGUCGAGCUCGCUGUGCAGCGCAUACACUCCUCACAGUCAGCGACCACAACAGCCACCGUCUCCCCUUUCCUAUCCAGCCCUUCCUCAUCUCAUUAAUGACCUGCACCUCCUGCUGAUUUACUCUGCAAUUGUCUCGGUCUUUGCAGCGCAUCUCAUACCGUAUCCGACACCCUCGGCGGCACUUUACCCAUCUGUUUACCUAGUAAAAGCUUGGCUACGGCAUCUCUCGCCCGUUCAAGCAUCCUGUCGAUGACCCAAUGACCUCCCUCUUCUCCUCAUCCUCGUCGAACCACCCGGUUAACCACGACUCCGUGCCGCAGCAUCACCGGCGCCUCUCUCUCAUAACUUCCAUCAGCAGAGAAAAAUCGCGCCUCUCACCCUUACCAUCUUAUGUCGACCUCAUCGAACAGAAGCAGGCCCUCGUGGCGCGCAACCACGGUUGGACGACGACGGUCUUCGUACCCUCCCCCUUCCCCCUCUCUACCCUCUUCCCAAACCCGUUUCGACGUGGCUCUCCUCGAGGUAGCCCGAGAUCCAGACCAGUUGGAUCUCUCUCAGCAACACCUCCACCACCACCCCGACGACGAUGUCGCGUUACGCUCCCAAUCCCUCCCCGGAUAUGGAACUUUUGCGGCAACGUACUGCGCCUUCCGCUCUUCCGUAGGCGCAGAACGUCGACACUUGCCCUACUUGCCUUAGUAGCGCUUGUCUGGCUUAUAUUUACAUUGAGCAGACGAUUGGACAUCGGCCAUGUUGACACACAGUGGUACGGUGACCCCCCGACGCUUGUGUACAGUCGGGACGAUCUGAGGAAGAUCUGGUUGUGGGAGAUCGCCAGCGGGCACUAUCCCAGUGGGCGAAAAAUUCCCGACCAGAUUGGCGUUCCCCCGCGUUUCCCCAACCCCGGACUGCCUCCAGCGCCCGCAGCUUUCCACCCUUUCUCCCCUGAUGCGCACCCUGGUGUCGGAAACCUUCGUAAAUACCCUGACAUUCGGGCGCCCGUGCCGGACGUCGCAUACCCACCCCGUCCACCACCCGGCAGCGUUGCCGACCUUGACAUGGUUAUGCAACAUUGUGAUUUCUCCACGCACAAGUAUGUUCGGGAUUGUUUAGAAGUCUUGAGGCUUGGGGCUGGAGUAGACAACAACAAGCGCGUACGGCGAGCAAGGCUAGACGAAUGGAGGUACAUCUACACCGAGCACGCAGACAACGGCACCACACCAUCCAGCUCACAGAACCCCAACGCUCAACGCAAUGUGAAGCCAGAAACUAUGCAGGAGAAGGCAGCGAUGCUCAAGAGACAACAGGAGGAAUCGCUCGGAACCGGCGCCGUCGAUUUAGAUCCGUCACUCUCGUACCAACAAGCGGUGGCGAGCACCUACGAGUCCGAUUUCACGUUUGCUCGACACGGACCCCUCGAGCCGCAUCUUUCCCUUCCUCCGCCUCUUACCGUUCGACGUCCGCCUGCCUUUGACCCAGAAGACGCAAGCGCUGUACCGGAUCCUUGCGACCCCGAUCAUCCUCGCAUAUACCACAUGUUCUGGGCUGGGCCGUUCACUGACAAGCCAUAUCUUGCGUUGCUCUCGUUCCUCUUCACUCAGAACCUCGGUUUACACAUGCCUCGCGAAGAAGCGACCGACUAUUUCCGUAGCCAUGGUAUCUGUCGGCCUCAGUUUUGGCUCUGGAUCAACCCUGCUGCUGCAGCUGCGGUCCCCAGCUUAACUGCAGAAAGGGACAUGUACGAGACUCUUCGUGCUAACCCGUGGUCGAGUCCUUUCUUGCACGAGCGCUUCCAAGACGUCAUCAAGUUCAAGCUUUGGAACACGACCGAGCAGCUGGAUGGCGUCCCUGAGUUGAAGGAAGAAUGGCGCGAUAGCGUAGACACGCUGUUCAAUUCUGGCGGUGUGAAGUACAACCACCCGAAAGCUGCAGCACCGGGUGCGCAGAGGAACGUUUCUGCUGCCGUGAACGGGACUACGUCCGCGUCCGAAGAGGCCGAGCGCAAGGGCGGGGAUGACGACUUGUUCAACCGUGUCGGGUCAGACAGCGUCAGCAGCUAUGACCGUCUCUCUGUCGUUCUUUCUGACAUGGCUCGCUUUGUUCUUUGCCACCGUUUUGGCGGUACGUAUCUUGAUGCGGACACCAUUCUCUUGCGCGACUGGGAAGAGCUGUGGGGUUGGAAAGGCGCGUUCGCAUAUCGCUGGUCUCGACUGGAGAAGUACAAUACCGCUGUCCUCAGGAUGAACAAAGGUUCUGCAUUAGGAUCCUUCCUCUUCCGAACUGCCCUUAGAAAUGGACUCGACUUCCACCCGAUGACCGUCAGCAGAUAUACGAAAGAGGCCCAUCUAGAAGGCCUGCUGCUCAGGUUGCCUGAUGCCUUGUUCGACCCGGCAUGGCUGAACACGGAAAACUACCAGCGUGAUAGACCGCCGUUCCCAUACUUUACAGAGUUCAGGGACUUCUUUGAUAACCCUGCUCAGUCCAGUGGUGCACCACAGGCACUUGGAUUUGACGGCUUCUUCAAGGGCGCAUACUCCUAUCAUUUCCAUAACUUCUGGUGGAUACCUUUUGACCCAUCCCGCAACUGGCCUGAUCUGGGUCCUCGCUUCAUCGAGGGCGAGCGGAAUGCCCGUAUCAAGGCACAAAGCGCGCUUAAGCCGGGACAUGGCAAGUCCUCCGGCUAUGACAGUGCUAAGCCAACGCUGCCGCCUGAGUCUGGCGUAUCUCCCUUGCAGGAACACGAGGAUGCACUAUUUAAGGAGGAGCUGGUGACGGAUGAUGUGCGGGAUCUCCCUUGGGCAACAGUACUAAAGCGAACGUUUGAGAGCUUUGUCAGGGGCGAGCGGCCAAACAUGUAUGGCGAGUGGAUUAUGUGGUAACGGAUGGUGAUUAUAUUGUAUCUGCGUGCCAUGGCGUCAUGCGAUUUCUCUUGUGUCUCCAUACCAUUCAUUCCCCCCAUCCUUCGCCUUCGUCUCGGACCUAGCUCAUGACGCGAUGCUCCCAACGACUAUUCCCUUGCAUGAUCCUCUCCCGUUUCGUACCUCUGGUCCCCUUCGCGCACUUGUUCCCCCAUUCCUACCUUCCGUUCCCCCUUGUCAUCCCUUAUCGACGUCGUAUAAUUCAAGUAGCUUCAUCGGGUCCGUACAAUCUCUCUUGAAUAUUAU
Molecule: messenger RNA, 3186 nt
Organism: Dacryopinax primogenitus
Lineage: Eukaryota; Fungi; Basidiomycota; Dacrymycetes; Dacrymycetales; Dacrymycetaceae
Exons: 5
Coding region: 280-2901 (873 amino acids)
Biological process (GO): maturation of SSU-rRNA from tricistronic rRNA transcript (SSU-rRNA, 5.8S rRNA, LSU-rRNA)
Cellular component (GO): small-subunit processome; nucleolus
Source: RefSeq, a predicted model, not a curated record